AUGACGUCACGAGAGGCGGGGAGAGACACGCCCCCUCCGACAGGGCACGCCCUUCGCUUGGCACCGCCCAUUCGGGAGGGGUCUCGCUCCCCUUUCCCCCCCUCCCCGAGGGGGUCCCGCUCCCCUUCUCCAUCCCCGGGGGGCUCCCGUUCCCCGUCCCCCCCAUCCCCGGGGGGGUCCCGCUCUCCCUCUCCUCCAUCCCCGGGGGGCUCCCGCUCCCCAUCCCCUCCGGGGGGCUGGGAACCGGCCCGGGCGGCUUUCGGGGAGCUGCGGCUGGAGGAGGUGAUCGGGGCCGGGGGCUUCGGCCGAGUUUUCCGCGGGACGUGGCGGGGCCAGGUGGUGGCGGUGAAGGCGGCUCGGGGGGACGCGGGGGCUGCGGGGGCUGCCAGCCUCAGGAGGGAGGCGAGGCUCUACGCCCGCCUGCGACACCCCAACGUGGUGGCCCUGCGAGCCGUGUGCCUGGAGCCCCCCCACCUGUGCCUGGUGAUGGAAUUCGCGGCCGGGGGGCCGCUGUCCAGGGCUCUGGCCGGCCGCAGGGUCCCCCCCGCCGUCCUGCUGGACUGGGCGCGCCAGGUGGCGCGGGGGAUGCGGUACCUGCACUCCGGGACCCCCGUGCCCCUCAUCCACCGGGACCUCAAAUCCAGCAAUGUGCUGCUGGCACAGCCCGUUGUGGGGGACGAUGUGAGUGGGAAAACGCUGAAAAUCACCGAUUUCGGCCUGGCCCGGGAGUGGCAGCGAACGACCAAGAUGAGCGCGGCCGGGACCUACGCCUGGAUGGCCCCCGAGGUCAUCCGGGCAUCCACCUUCUCCAAGGGCAGCGACGUCUGGAGUUACGGGGUGCUGCUGUGGGAGCUGCUGACCGGGGAGGUGCCGUACCGGGGCAUCGACGGCCUGGCCGUGGCCUACGGGGUGGCCGUGAACAAACUGACCCUGCCCAUCCCGUCCACCUGCCCACCGCCCUUCGCCCAGCUCAUGGCAGCCUGCUGGGAGCAGGACCCCCACCGGCGGCCGGGCUUCGGGACCAUCCUGCGGCGCCUGGGGGGGCUGGAGCCGGGGGGGCUGGGGCCCCCCGAGUCCUUCCACUCCCUGCAGGAAUCCUGGCGCCGCGAGAUCCAGGGGCUCUUCGACGAGCUGAGGGCACGGGAGAAGGAGCUGCGCAGCCGGGAGGAGGCCGUGGCCAGAGCCUCGCGGGCCCAGCGCUCCCAGGCCGAGGCUCUGCGGCAGCGAGAAGCCGCCGUGGCCCGCAGGGAGCUGGAGGUGCUGGAGCGGGAGCUCAGCCUCAUGCUCAGGGGGCCCCCCCGGCCGACCCCGGCCCCAAAACGACGCCGACCCCCCUUUCGGAGGCCACGGAAACCCGCGGACCUCAUUGGAAUGCCCCAGGAUUUCAAGCACCGCCUGACGGUCCAGGCAUCACCUGGGGGAGACCCCCGGAGCCACGACCCCGAGGAUGGGCCAGGGGAAUCCCCCCCCUUCCCCCGCCUGCGCGCCAUCCAGCGUGAGUGA
Molecule: messenger RNA, 1503 nt
Organism: Pseudopodoces humilis (Tibetan ground-tit)
Lineage: Eukaryota; Metazoa; Chordata; Aves; Passeriformes; Paridae
Source: RefSeq, a predicted model, not a curated record